Molecule: messenger RNA, 248 nt
Organism: Cajanus cajan (pigeon pea)
Lineage: Eukaryota; Viridiplantae; Streptophyta; Magnoliopsida; Fabales; Fabaceae
Source: RefSeq, a predicted model, not a curated record
AUCAAAUGUUUAAAUUGCAUCAAAACCACAAUUCUGCUCUGAAGCUUUGCUUCAUAAUUCCCUGGCUUAGUGCAUCAAAGGCUAUUGAAAUUCUGGAAGUGUAUGAAGGGACAUUGGAAGAUGAUUAUCCUCCAGAAAAUGAACGCUGUGAGCAUGGGGAAAUGCUUUUGUAUAAGAUCUCUUUGUUAGAAGAAUGCGGAUUUUUUGAAAAGGCUCUUGAGGAGUUGCAAAAGAAAGAGUUAAAAAUU